UUAUAUUUAAUGGCACGACGGUCACAGUAUCUUACUGUAGUCUAUUCGGAAUAAGAGCACACCAGAUUUACGUACCUACCUAGCAAAACCGGUUUCGACCGUGGCCGCCCGCAGUGUCGUCUUAUUCUCAAUAGAAUAUAUUAUUGUAUUUUCACCCGAAUUUACGCUUUAUAAUAUAUUUAUGUCUACAUUAUUGUAUUGUUAAAUUAAUUUUUGUAUAUUAUGUUUUAAAUAUCGAAAACAGUUUAGUGUAAUAAUAAUCGAAAGCUGGAACUCAGCCAUACGAAUAUUGUUAAGCUUCAAUUCGCCUGUAUAUAUAUAAAUAUAAUAAUAUGUGCAGUCGUGCAGGAUACAUAUACCUAUAGGGAAACAAAAUAUUAUGUCAACAUUUUAUUAAUUCUCAUUCAUAGACGUUUUACUAAUUUUUUUAAAAAAAUAAAACGGCUCGAUAUGGAAAUGUGUGUUCAGCCAACACGUUUUUACAAGCUUGAUAUAGGUUGCAAAUUGAAUCGACAGGUUUAAGUGAAUAAUAAUAAUUUAUUAUUGUUGAGAUACCGAUCAUCGUUCUAUGUGCAUUAAACAUUCAAACAAUUCAUAAAAAAAAACAGUUUGGAUAUGAUUACAAGAAAUAAGACAUAAAAUCAAAUUUUGGUGCAGAUUAACAAAAACUCAAUCAAAAUGUCCAAGAAGGGUGUGUACAGGCAAACAUAUGUCACUGUAGUCGCGACCAUGUCGAUAUUCAUUAGCGGCAUGUGGCUAGGGUGGCCAAGCUCGGUGGUGGAGAAGUUCGUCAAUCACAAGACGGACUUCAACGUGACCAUGGACGAGCUGUCAUGGAUCGUGGCCACGAUGGAUCUGGGUAACAUGAUCAGUCCGCUAAUGGCCGGCCACCUGAUGGACUGGAUGGGCCGGAAGCUCAGUAUCGUGGUGCUAGGGCCGCUGUUCAUCGUAUCGUGGGCGCUGACGCUGUUCGUUCCCACCCCCUGGGCGCUGUACACGGCCCGUCUGCUGGCCGGCAUGGGCAAGGGCAUGUCGUACACGGUGGUGCCCGUGUACCUGGGCGAGAUAGCGUCGCCCGCCAUACGCGGAGGAUUGGGAAGCGUGUUCUGCCUUCAGUUGCACUGUGGCUUGCUGAUGGAGUCAAUUAUCGGUCCGUUGGUGUCGUACCGGACGCUGAACGUCGUGUCCGCCGUCGUGCCAGUUCUGUUCUUCGCCGCCGUUGUCUGGGUGCCCGAGUCACCGUACUAUCUGCUGAAGCGCAACCGUCGGCCACAAGCAGCCGUGUGCCUGCAGUGGUUCCGGGGCGGCGGUGACGUGGUCCACGAACUGGACCAGAUGGAGGUGAACGUGCGUAAGGAGAUGGAGAACCGUUCAACGUUCCAGGAGCUGUUCGCCAGCCGGAAGGACAUGCGGGCGCUGUCCAUCGUGGUGGCCGCGUGCGCCGCGCAGCGCGGGGGUGGCAUCAGCUGCAUAUUGGCCUACUCGUCGCUCAUACUGCCGGAUAAUGGGCCGCUGUUGAACAAGCACCAGUCGAUCAUGCUGUUCGGCGUCACUAUGGUCGUAGUAAACUUUGUGGCCGUCGCGCUGGUGGACAGGGUGGGCCGGAAACCGCUGUUGCUCUUAUCCGAGGCGGGCAUGGCUGUGCUGACGCUGACGUUCGCCGUGUUCUUUUACUGUUCUCGGGGCGACGGCAGUGACUGGGCCAGCCGCGAGCUCGCGUGGCUUCCGUACCUCUGCCACUGGUCGUUCGCCGUCAUGUUCGCGACCGGCGUGGGGUUCGUGCCGGUCGUGUUCCUCGGCGAGAUGUUCCCGGUCAACAUCCGGUCGCACUGCUCGGCCAUCGCUUCCAUCACGCUGGCAUUCUGCUCGUUCGUCACCAACAAGAUGUUCCUGUUCGUGUCCGAUCGCUACGGGGUCCAUGCCAUGUUCUUGCUGUUCACCGUCGUCAAUUUGGUCGGCACGUUCUACACGUACAAGUACGCAAUCGAGACGAAAGGCAAGACGUUACAGGAGAUCCAAGAGCAGCUGCAGGACACCGUUGGACCUCGUCGAGGGAAAACCAACCAAAAUGACAAUUAAAGUUGUAGCCUGUAUGUACUAAGCAACGAUUGAAUCCAUUAAAUCUGUUGUAAACUUGUAAAACUGUUAAUAAUAAUUUUAUUUAAUGUUAACAAAAAAUUAUAAUUUAAAUAUUUAUAAAUUAAAUCACCCUUGUUUUAUUUCUUUAAUAUUUUAAACAUUUAAAAUCUCAGCGUUAAAUAAAUAUAAAUGACAAAAACGGGAGAUAUCUCAGAUAGGCGUAAUAUAAAUUAUUAUUAAAUUAUAAAUAUUGAAUAAAAUUUAAGUAUUAUAUUGAUAAUCAAAUGAACAUUUUCGGGAUAUGUCUCGGUCGGACUCUGGACACACUAUAGUGUCUAUAGCCCUUUGUUCAUGUUAAGACUUUUUGUCUAAAAAAUAUAGAAAAUAAGUGGAUAAAUAUAAACUAUAGGUGCCUAUAUUAUAUCAUGUGAAUAUUUUGUUGUCGUUCCUUGUGUAACGAUAGCCAAUGGUCAAUGAAUAAUCAAUAUAUUGUAUGUAACGUU
This is a messenger RNA of Acyrthosiphon pisum (pea aphid), 2582 nucleotides long. RefSeq names its product facilitated trehalose transporter Tret1. NCBI's taxonomy places the organism in Eukaryota, Metazoa, Arthropoda, Insecta, Hemiptera, Aphididae. Gene Ontology annotation, cellular component: membrane. Gene Ontology annotation, biological process: transmembrane transport. The coding region runs from base 679 to 2079 and encodes 466 amino acids. Gene Ontology annotation, molecular function: transmembrane transporter activity. The record is from RefSeq and is a predicted model, not a curated record. The transcript is spliced from 3 exons.